Molecule: messenger RNA, 1208 nt
Organism: Zophobas morio
Lineage: Eukaryota; Metazoa; Arthropoda; Insecta; Coleoptera; Tenebrionidae
Product: alpha-tocopherol transfer protein-like
Exons: 3
Coding region: 378-1208 (276 amino acids)
Cellular component (GO): membrane
Molecular function (GO): phosphatidylinositol bisphosphate binding
Source: RefSeq, a predicted model, not a curated record
CUUCUCAAGCAGGAUUGCGUACUAGAUUUCAAGUGCAAUGCAAAUUAAUAUUCGCAAUGAGUACCUGUUUUAUAUUUUAUGCAGUUCCAUUCCGACCUCGAGUUCUUAUUAAUAACAAUUCCAUUUUUGAGAGAUAGAACUUUGCUUAUUAAAUCGUACGACCGCAAAAUUUUUUCUUAACUGAGUGUGAGGCUACAUUCACAAUCGUUGGCAAAAACGGAAAGUACCACCGUGACUUUUUUCCCAGCCUCAAUUAAACCAGUUCCACCGAAUUUCUCUUCUAUCAAAGAAACCGACUUCUUGAACCAGGUACGCAUAGACAACGCAGAUUGUUUAUCGUAACACAGUCUGAAGGACAAUUCGUACUCGUGCGUACAAUGUCACCGAAGUACUCAUUCAACGCACGCGACUUAAUCAAAACCGGAAAAUUUAAACCGGAAACAUUGCUCGAAUUCAAAAAGUGGUGCGAUUGUGAAAAACUACCCGACCUGAACCAACAGCAACAAAUUUUGUUUUUGUCGUGUGCCGAUAAUCUCCAAGAAGCCCAACAAGUCGCCAGGAGGUACUUCCAGUGUAGGAGUGCCGCUCCUGAACUCUUCGCCAACUUGGAUUUAGAGGGAGCAGAUUGUCAACAAGGGUUCUCCGUUUUCGAUAUUAGUCUGGCACCUUGUAGAACGGCGGAUAAUGUUUUGGUAGCUUAUGGAAAAUUAAACGACACGUCCUACUCCAAUUUUCAUCUAGCGCAACUUUUAAAAUUGACUUUGAUGACUUUGGAUUGCGCUUUGAACGACGGACCGGCAGAUGGAUCGAUUGUAUUAAUCGACAUGAAAGGGAUUGGGUUUAUGCAUCUAACGAGAGCGAGGUUGGGUGUUAUCCAGAAAUUCUUCCAGUUUGUUCAAGAAGCGCUGCAAGUUAGAAUCAAGUCGAUUCACAUUUUGAACGCUGUGAAUAUUCUCAAUAACAUACUUUUCAUUAUAAAGCCGUUUAUUAAUAGGGAACUAUACGAAGCGAUACACUGCCACACUCCUGAAAAAACGCACGAAAUUUUUGAGUUUGUAUCUAAGGACUUUGUACCAAAGGACUAUGGUGGAAAUUUACCUUCGCAGCAUUAUUUAGCAGAAAAAACCCACGAAAAAAUGUUAAAACUACAGCCGCUGUUUACCGAUUUAGAAAAACAAACAAAAAUGUACCAUGUAUUAAAAAAAUAA